This is a messenger RNA of Arachis stenosperma, 1984 nucleotides long. RefSeq names its product mitochondrial dicarboxylate/tricarboxylate transporter DTC-like. The coding region runs from base 92 to 994 and encodes 300 amino acids. The transcript is spliced from 6 exons. NCBI's taxonomy places the organism in Eukaryota, Viridiplantae, Streptophyta, Magnoliopsida, Fabales, Fabaceae. The record is from RefSeq and is a predicted model, not a curated record. Gene Ontology annotation, molecular function: oxoglutarate:malate antiporter activity.
GUUCAGUUCAGUGAGUAGUAGUUAUUCUUUUUCUCCAUUGAUCCGUUACUCCUCUGAAGUCUGAACUCUCUCAGUACUACCUCGCCCAUCAAUGGAGAUUGAGACGAAGAUAAAUUAUAUGGACCCUGUUAAAAUCGCCCUCAACUUGCUCUGCGUUUCCCUCCUUCAACCAAUGGAUAUGAUCAAGGUGAGGAUGCAACUAGGUCAAGGAUCAGGUGCGCAGAUCGCAUCCAACAUUCUCAAAACAGAAGGGGGUUAUGCCGCCUUUUAUAGGGGUCUAUCUGCUACACUAGUCCGGCUGCCUCUGCAUAGAGCUGUUAAAUUUGGAUCAUAUUCAAUUAUAGCAACUGCAGUAACCGAGGAUAAUGAUCGCAAACCCUUAUCACUUCGCCAGAAAGUUAUGAUUACCUCAACUGCUGUAACAAUGGGAUGGGCUUUUAGUAUCCCAACACAGCUGGCACAAGUUCGUAUGCAAGCUGAUGCAACUUUUCCCACCUCUCAGCGCCGAAAUUACACGAAUGUCUUCAAUGCGCUUCAUCGUGUUAUUGCAGAUGAAGGGGUUCAGGUGCUUUGGAGAGGUUCUGUGGCAGAAAUAGCAAGGCAGUCCGCACUAAUUACAGGGCUUAUUUCUGGUUAUCCUCCGAGUUUUAGGUACUUGAAGAAUUCCCUUGGUUUUGGAGAGACCACUAGUGCGAUUGGUGCCGGUGUUAUUUCUUCUUUCAUCGGAUGCGCUUUAAGUUUGCCAUUUGACUACGUUAGGACCCAGCUUCAGACUAUGCAACUUGAAAACAGGAGGACUUCCUAUGUUUUACUCCGGGUUCCAUUUCUACUAUUUCAGAUUUGCUGCUCUGACGAUGAUUUCAUGGUUUAUCACGAAACAGCUUCGUCGUUUGGAUGCAUCAAUCAGUGGAAAAAAGAUUACAAUAAAAGCUCGUUGAAGCGACGUUUGAGUUUGAGGUGGUUGUUAGUUAAUGCUGAGUUCAUGCAUUUUUAGCAUUUGAUAAUUUGCUCAGGAGCUCUGAGCCUAAUUGAUUGACUUCCAAUUCCAACCUUAUUUUGAUGGUGUGCAUUCACACCUGACGCUAAUAGUUCAACAACCAAGAUUAUAAACCAAUUCAUAGGGCUGCACAUGGAUCGGAUAAUAUCCGCAUAUCCGCGGUAAUUAUCCGCAUCCGAUCCGAAUUUUGCGGAUAUGAUCUGAUCCGCAGAGUCAUCGGAUCGGAUUGGAUCCGAUCCGCACUAUGGUCGGAUCGGAUUGCGGAUUCGGCAGUGAUAUCCGCAGAUCCGAUCCGCAAAUCCGCAUAUCCGCACAUCACAUAUAAAUAGCAUAGUUUAAGACAGUAAACCCUAAUGUGAUAUGAAUUUUAGUAUAUUAUUUUAUGAAUUUUAUGAUAUUUUGUUUUUAAUUUUUUAUGUUGUACUUCAACUUAGAAUAAGUAAACUUAAAUCUUGUGUUAUUAUUUUGUUUUUGUUAUUCAAAAGAACUAUUAUUGAUAAUAUUCUAGGAGUAAAUAGGCUUAAAUAGAUAAAAAAUGAAUUUUCUGGAUAUUUUUUUUGUAAAAAAGCCAAACAAAAUCUUAAAAUAAAAUUUUUUUAAUUAUGCGGAUAUACCCGAUAUCCGAUCCGAUCCGAUCCGCAAGUAUGCGGAUCGGAUCGGAUCGGAUCCGGCCUAAAAAAUUGCGGAUAUCGUAUCCGAUCCGAUCCGAUGAAUGCAGUGCGGAUCGGAUAGAAUUUUAGGCCAUAUCCGAUCCGAUCCGAUCCGUGUGCAGCCCUACCAAUUCAUGCAGUGACUUUGUGAAUCAUAAUUACUUACUAGAAUACUAAGCUCUAUUUGGAACUAAGUUUUUUUUUUGAGUAAACAGACAGAUAGGCCGUAAUGACAUCAUUUGCACUCUAUCUAGUAGAAUAAGAUUUAGGCCGCCCUGGGUAAAUAACUUAAAUAAGUUCUUUUGGAAAAAGAACUUAAAUCAUAAGUACUUUUAUU